AUGCCGCUCAUAUCCAUUUUCGCCCUCGGUGCCGUCCUCGUGGCCUUCGCUGUGUUCCACCUGGUCAAGGAAUACCAUCAAAUUAACAACCCCAACGCUCCCCCAGGUCCCAUACAGCUGCCAUAUAUUGGCCGGAUACAUGAUCUUCCCAUCAAUUUCAUGUGGAUCAAGUUGAAGGAAUGGGCAGACCAAUACGCAGUCAAUGGCUUCUACCGAACGGAGAUGCUGGGAGCCAAGUUCCUCGUUAUCUCGGACGAGCGAGUCGCCGAGGACCUCCUAGUUAGGCGAGCAAAGUUCAACUCGGACCGGCCUGCCAUCAACUCACUCUUUGAUUCGAAGAGCGCCUGCGGCUCGAUGGAGUAUUUACCCCUGAUGGGCAGGAACAAAUACUGGGCUCGGCAGCGACGGAUGACCCACGCAUACCUGAUGGAAGCGUCCGGCGCCAGAUACCACGGCUUCAUGUACUUGGAAGCGAAGCGGUGGCUGGCGAGACUAAUCCGGAACCCGGAAGACUUCCAGUUCUCACUCGAGGAUAUGGCAUCCAAGGUCAUGUGCCGAUUGACAUGGGACGAUCCCAACCUGAGCGAGUACUGUGCCCAGAGCGCCUGGGCCCUCCUGACGCAGAUGUCCCCUGCCGGGCCCAUCACCAACGUCCUGACCCCGCUGUGGCAUCUGCCCUCGUUUCUAAACCCUUGGAAGAGGGCUGAGCGGAAGCGUCAUGACGAGCAGCAGGCCUGGUGGAUGGGCAGGCUGCUUACUGCCCGAGACAAGAUAGCCAGGGGCGAGCUGCGACCGUGCUGGACCCGGCAGUUUCUGGAAUCUAAAAACACCAACCUCUCGGGCGACUACGAGGCAUCUUGCACCCUGGGUAUGAUGGCUCUGGUUGGCAUCUUCACCGUGGCCGGCCCCCUCUCGUAUUUUCUGGUCGCCAUGGUUCACCAUCAGAAAUGGCAGGCCGCCGUGCAAAAGGAGGUUGAUGAAAAGUGCAACGGCCGACUUCCCACACUUGACGACGCCCCAAGCCUACCGAUCCUGCGGGCUUGCAUCAAAGAGACUAUGAGAUGGAAGCCAAAUGUUCCGACAGGGGUGGCACACGAAACGGAGAGAGACGAUAUCUACCAUGGCUACUUCAUUCCCAAGGGAACCCGCAUCCUCCCCUUGGACUGGGCGUUCCUCCGGAACCCAGACAAAUACCCCGAUCCGGACAACUUCCGCCCAGAGAGAUGGCUCAAGCCGGGUUGGCCAACGUAUAAAGAGCCGCUUACCCAGUACCCGACCAUCAAAGGUAUGACUUCCUUCGGUUGGGGCCAGCGGCAGUGUCUCGGCCAGACCCUGACUCAGGACGAGUUAAUCGUCUCGUGCGCCGCACUGGCCUGGUGCUUCAACCUCAAGCCCAAGAUAGACCCCCGGACGGGGCUUCCCCUGCCUGUGCCUCUCGACAAGUCCAAUUCGUUACUGAUCAUCAAGCCCAACCCGUUCGAGAUGGUCUUCGAGCCCCGCAGCGAGGAGCGCAAACUCGAGGCCCUCGCCCUCUGGAAGGACGCCGACGCCGAGGAUCAGGGGCGGAGGGCGGCCUUCCUCGCAGCCGCGGCAGGCAACGUGGACGGCAGAGGAGCAGCGAGCUACUCGGACGAUAGGGCGUUGACAAACUCUCAACAGCUCCAAACCCAACAAUCAUCAACUCGAACAAUGGCUUCCGCUUGCCAGAACCUGCUCAGCAUCACCAUUGCCUUCUCCUUCGCCCUCUUCGGCAACGCCAUAACCCAAUCCUUCAUGAGCGUCCCCGCCCUCCUCGUCGACUUCCCCAAGCCCUCCUCGCCCGACCACCCCGCCGCGGUCCGCCGGCUGGCCCGGCAGUGGCGCGUCUUCUGGACCGUGGGCAACGCCUUCUUCCGUCCCAUCAACAACCUCGGCGCGGCGAACUACGCCUACGUGGCAUGGAAGGCGUACUCAUCAUCGUCGGCAUCCCAUAACGACCUGGACCUGGACUGGAGGCCCCUCGCGCUGGCGACGGCGUGCCACGUCGUCACCGUCGUACAUUCUGCUGCUUACCUGCAGCCGAUUAAUGCGAGGCUGAUGGCUCUCGAGGGUGCCGGGCUGGAGGAGGGGAGUGUGGUUGGCGCUGCGGAUGUCGUUCGUGCUGAGGGGUUGGCGAGACGGUGGGCGAGGCUGAAUCUGCUGAGGAUGGUCAUGCCGUUGGUUGCUGGGUCGGUGGCGCUUUUGGAGAUGAUGAGGGAUCGUUGAGUCGGGGGAGGAGGAGGAUUCCUGGACCUAUUAUGGAGUGAGAUAGGGGAUCCGUAAGGGAGAUGGGAGGUUGAUGUUAAGGUGAAGGGCAAGGAGUCCAGAGGUUUAUUAUUUUUGUUGUUGCUGUUACGCCUCGGUGCUAUACUCUACGUCGUCGUUGGUUCGAUGGGAACCCGAAUUAUAUGCUAUUCAGACAAAGUAGUUCUGUGCCCCUAUUGCUGUUAUGGCCGUGAUGAGCAUUAGACCG
Messenger RNA from Phialemonium atrogriseum, 2491 nucleotides. Its product is annotated as cytochrome P450. NCBI's taxonomy places the organism in Eukaryota, Fungi, Ascomycota, Sordariomycetes, Cephalothecales, Cephalothecaceae. The record is from RefSeq and is a predicted model, not a curated record. The transcript is spliced from 6 exons. The coding region runs from base 1 to 2244 and encodes 747 amino acids. Gene Ontology annotation, molecular function: heme binding; iron ion binding; monooxygenase activity.